GGAGCUUCUGUAGGAAAAAUAAGUUCGGUCAUGAUCUAACAGUAAGUUGUCGGAGGUAAGUGAGAUUCUAUCGUGAGGAGUCAAAGGUUCCUUUUAAUUUGUGCAUUGGACAAAAAGCAGAUGGAAUGCCUUUCCUGUAGACUAGCACCUCCAAUGUGUAUUUAAAAAUGAACAGUAUAAAUGCAGAAUUGUUUUAGCUCAGGGUAAGUGUGAUUUUAUGUAUAGUCAAUAAUCAGGUUUAAAGUGUCUGUGUCCUCAAAUAUAGCCAGCCUAUGCAUCAUAAUCAAAAAAUGUAUGUAGGCCAAAUUAGCUUUUUUUUUUUAAGCAGCCGUAAUUUUCAUUUUUGGGCUUUCUAUACCAAAUUAAGUUUUGUCCAACUUGAAAACAGGAAAAAAAAAUUCUCUCUCUUUUCCCCAUACAAAGCUGAUGCCUCUGACUAUCACUACACACAUUUUGGCUCACAAUAGGGCUGCUCUCAGUUUAUAAAGCAGUUCUAUUAAUUUAAAGGGACACUAUAGUCACCCAGGCCACUUCAGCUCAAUGAAGUGGUGUGGGUGCCAAGACCCUCAGGUUUUAACCCUUCAGAUGCAAACAUAUCAGUUUCAGAGAAACUGCUAUAUUUACAUUUGGGGUUAAUCCAGACUCUAGUGGCUGUCUUCCGGACAGCCACUAGAGGGGCAUCUGCGACGCUGGAUGCAAAUUUUGCCUCCAUCACGCAGAGCAUCCAUAGGAAAGCAUUGAGAAAUGCUUUCCUAUUGACUCUUUGAAUGCGCAUGCAGCACUUGCCGCGCAUGGGCAUUUCACUCCACUAGGGAGCUGACGUCGGACGGGGAGGAGAGGUCACCAGCGCCGAGGGAGCCAAGCGCUGGGUAAAGGUAAGCUGCUGAAGGGGUUUUAACCCCUUCAGCGCCAUGGGAGGAGGACCCUGAGGGUGGGGGCACCCUCAGGGCACUAUAGUAUCAGGAAAACCGCUUUGUUUUCCUGACACUAUAGUGAUCCUUUAAAAGAAAUGUUUAUAGGAUGACUAUGAUAAAGACCUGGUAGGGUGGAAACGUUGCUUCUUUUGCCCCAGUAAAGCUGCUAUUUCUGUAAUCCCGGAAUGCUUGAACCAUUAUUUAUUCUGCAUAUAGGAUAAGAAUUACUUCAUGAUCAGGAUAAGUUCUGCCUGUUUCUGACACUCAUUGCGCAGUAAUAACUUUUAAAAUAUAUAUAUUUUUGCAUAACUUAAGAGGAGGGGUGUCAUCUCCCUUCACAUCAGGUAACAGCACAUGACAGGUGUGUCCCCUCAUUCUGUUAUUGUUUGCUUAAUUUCUAGAAACUCUCCCACAUAGGAUUCAGCCAAACCCAGAGUAGUAGGAUCUUGUAGUAGGUUGGGAGGGGCAGUGUGCAUGGGCGUAGGAAUCAGGGGAGAUAGGGGGGCGCAUCCCCCCCAGCAAAUCAUGCAGGGGGGAUAGGUUAUAGAGAAAUCCCCCCCCCCCAGUUCCGCCGGCCCCGGGUGGCUCCAUCAGGGAACCGCAUGCACUGCAGACUGGGAAGAGGAGCACCUCCCCUUCCGCGCAGGAGCGCCGGGUGUCACGUGACUACCCGCGCUCAGUCUGACACUGCGCCCGCCAGACGUUCAGAGGUCCCCCUGCUAUGUCAGGUAAAAGGGGGGGGAAACAGUUUGUAGGGGGGAGAGCAGAGCCGGUCACUUCUAAAAAACAAACAACAAAAAAACAGCUGCCUAAGCAUUUUUAGUGUUAAUUAAUGGAAGGGUUAAAGGGGUGAGGUAGAAAAAUGAAUGUAAUGGGUUAGGGGGGCUUCUAAUAUGGAUGGGAGGAAGGGGGAGGAAGAAAAAGAUUUGGAAGGGGUUAGGGGGUCUACUAAUAUGGAUGGGAGGAGGGGGAAGGUAGAAAAAUAAUUGGAAUGGUUUAGGGGGGCUUCUAACAUGGAUGGGAGGAGGUAAAAAAAUUAUUGGAAUGGGUUAGGGGGGCUACUAAUAUGGAUGGGGGAGAGGGGUAGGUAGAAAAAUAAUUGGAAGGGGUUAGGGGAGUACUAAUAUGAAUGGAAGGGGUAGGGUGAGUUCUAAUAUGCAUGGAAGAGGUUAGGGGGGUUAAUAUGCAUGGAAGGGGUAGGUGGGGUUCUUAUGUGCAUGGAAAGGGUAGGGGUGGUUCUAAUAUUCAUGGAAGGGGUAGGUGGGGUUCUAAUAUAAAUGGAAGGGGUAGAGACGGGUAGUAAAAUGUAUGGAAAGCACUUCUGAAAGUGUGACUGAAUGGCAGUUAGGAAAUGUGGUCACCCUAAGUCAGGGGCAGUAUUACACAAUCUGUAUAUGUAUAAAAAAAAAUAUAAAAAGUAAUCUGCAAAGAAAAAAAGGUUUGUGUCAAAUGUCGUGCUAAAAAUUAAGCUAGGAAUGUGCAAUUUAAAAAAAAUACUUUUUAGAAUAAUGAUACAGACAUUUUACUUUUUACAUUUGUGAUGAUUCUUUUUCCCCCUCUAUUUUCAAGGGACACUAUAGUCACCAGAACCACAACAGCUAAACGUAGUAGUUCUGGUGUCUAUAGCAUGUCUUUGCAGGCUUUUUAAUGUAAGCACUGCCAUUUCGUAAAAAGGCAGUAUUUACAUUACUGCUGAGGAAUACCUCUAUUGGACACUCAGAUGGCCACUAGAGGUGCUUCCUAGUGGAGACAUGAAUGCUGCCCUAUGAAGUAUCUGCGCAUGUGCGGCAAAGCUGCGCAUGAGCACCAGGGAGCAAUGACGCUUCUGAAUAGAAGUGUUUUAUUGCUCCCUGCUCGCACCCUUGUAUUUCGUCAUUUUGACGAAAUAGGGGGCGCGGCAUCAGGAGGAUCCCGGCGCUGUAUCUGGGUAAGUAAAUCCCCUUCCCUGUAGUGACCCUUUAAUGUUAUUAUUUUAUCAUUUAUAUAGCGCCAGCAAAUUCCGUAGCACUGUACAAUGGGAUAAACAACUCCUAGUUUACGGAAUAAAAAUAUACCCGGCGAGUAAAAAUGAUAUCCCCCCCAGAUUUUUGGAGGUUCCUACGCCCAUGGCAGUGUGCAAAAUUGUUGCCUGUGGCGAUGACAUCAUCGUUCACCAGAUUAACAUACAAGCAGUGCCGCUGGAGGUCUUCUUAAAAGCACAAUCGACACACAUACAGCAUUUCAGCUUGCUUAAGUGCUCAAAAUGUCUGGAGUCUGUCAUGACAGUUUAUAAAAGUGCUGAUUUCAUAAAAAAAAAUAAAAAAAUUCUGCACUUUUAUACUUAGGGGGAAGAAACACCUCUCUGGUGGUCAGACAGCCAGGGAGAUUUUCUUCCUCUUUGGAUAGCUCCACAGAUGUAAGCAGCAGUUCACUGAAAAACAUAGGGAAUUUUGGCUCCAGCACCAGGGGGGAAAUGGGAUGGCUUGCAAAGGUGCAUACAAUAGGUAUGCAUCUUCUGCAAACUGUUUUUUAAUGUACCACCAAAGAAAACGUGAAAACAAUGCUUAUUGUCCCCCCCCCACGUUCAUUAAUUCCUAUUUUCCCUUCUUGUUCUCUACCCCUUUCUUAUUCUUUCUAACUUGAAAAUUUAUGAGCGUGAGUAUGAAUUUUAAGAGUAAUAAAACUUAAUCUACUGUAUUGUUUUAUGUAAUUUAAGCUGUUAUGAGCACAGGAGUGUACACAUAUCUUGAGGUACUGUGCCCUGUCGUGGUUUUCCCUUUGUGGUUAUUUGAGAGUGCACUUACUUAUUUAUAAUGGCUUAUCUGACCUUGGCUUAUACCUUGACCAUUCUCCAUUCUAGUGUCCUUGACCUUUGGCUUGUCUAUGUGUUUAUGUUGCUCUAUUUCCCUAACUUGUAUCUAACUUCUCUAUAUUGCGUUAAGUCCAGCCACUCGAAGGCCCAGUAAUAUGCUUGAUUUUACUAUUCCUGUCGCGCUUUACAAUAUUAUGAAGGGGGGGGGGGGAGUUACAGUAAAUGAGACAAUCAAACAGUGACACAGCAACGGGAUGGUUAGAUUAGAACUAGCCCUCAGCUGAGGCUUAUUAUUCAGUAUGCAUGAUUCCUUCUAGCUUUCAGGAAUUGAGUUUCCUAUGAAGUACUGUAAAAUAGAAAUUAACACAGUUCGCGAUGUGUCAUGAGAAUGCUUUAAAAAAAUAAAUAACUCCAUAACUCUAGUUCUCUGACGGUGGGAUUGUGUCAAGAGACAGAUGUCUUGAUGUCAUUACAUUUGCAGUAUCUUUGAAGAAAUUGCUCUUAAACUACCUAUUUCCAAAAGGGCAUAACAACACAGUCUUAAUGACCAAAAAGGAUAAGACAACUUUGUUAUGUUUUUUUUUUAGCUAACCUGAGGGCAUGAGAACCCUUUGGAGGGAGUGAGAAGAGCUCUUUUUUAAGACAUAGCGCUCUAUGUGCUGCUAUGGAGCAACUCUUAUACCUACAUUUCUGUUUGCUGGACAGAACAGCAUUAUGUAAACCUCACUCGUGCUGCCAAAACUGCUCUUUUGCGUCAAGGCAUGGAUUCCACAAGACCUCUGAAUGUGUUUCUCAAAGCAUUCCUGGACAAUUUUUGCUUUGUGGCAGGGUGCAUAUCUAGGUAAGUGGUAUGUAGUAUGGAUUGGAAAACUGACAGGUUGUAUAUGUUAAAGUAACAUCCACAUGAAUGCCAAGGUUUCUCAGCAGAACAUUGCUCAGAGCAUAAACCUGGCCAUCCACCUGAUCUAAAUGAAAACUUGUUCAUCAGACCAGGCAAACUUCUUUCAUUGCUCCAUGGUCCACUUCUGACACUAACAUCAUCCCAUUGAAGGCACUUUUGGCAAUAGACUAGGGUCAUCAUGGGCACUCUGUACGUGGCAACACAGACAUAUACGCAGCAAACUGUGAUGCACUGUGUGUUCUGACACAAGCAUUAAGUUUUUCAGCAAAUUGAGCUACAGCAGUUUUUGCUCCCCAUGUGCAUCAGUGAGGCUUGGGCACCCAUAACUGAUGCCGAUUCAUUAGUUGUCCUUCCUUUCCUCAGUUUUGGUAGGUACAAACCACUGCAUACCAGGAACAUUCCACAAGACUUGCCGUUUGGAGAUCUGACCCAGUUGUCUAGACAUCACUAUGUGGCCCUUGUCAAAUUCACUCAGAUUUUUUGUUUGCCCAUUUUUCCUUCCUCCAACACAUGAAAUUCAAGAAUUGACUCUUCACUGGCUGCCUAAUAUGUCCCACCCCUUGACUGACUGGUGCCAUUGUAACAAUAUAAUCAAUGCUAUUCACUUCACCUGUCAGUGUUCUUAAUGUUGUGGCAGUAAGGGAGAAGAAUUGGCCAAUUCUUUUUUUUUUUUCUUCACUUCAGAAAAUAUGAUAAUAAAUUAAAGCUGUAAGUUAUUUGGAGAAGCUUAUUCAUAAAAGGUUUUGACAAAUAAAGGCUAGUUUCAGAUUGGAGGGGGCAGAGAAAAAAAAACAAUGGGAUAAGAGUAUGUGUCUGGGAACAGUGUAUGUGUGAGUUGGAGCACUGUCAGAAUUCAAAGUGAAUUUAAAAUUUUGGGCCAAAGUAGCCAAACUGGAGGCAUAGCUGACUUAGACAUUUUUUUCAGUUCUUCUACUUUGGCUUUACAUUUAAAAUUCACUUUGAAUUCCCAACUGUUCUCAUUUUUGUAAAAUACCCUGUUUGUGUGUUUGGGAAUCUCGUACAUGUGAAUGUCUCUAUGCUGAAUUAUCUCUUUCUGUAUGUCCAAUUAUUGGGGUUUGUGAGCAUAUCUCUCUAUUUCUAAAUCAACAAUCAAAAGCCAGAAAUAAAACAGGCAAUUGUCCCACUGACAUCAUACUUAAGAUGUAUCCCCACAAUACAUCCCUAUUAAGCCAAAGAGAAAGGUUUGAUACUAGAAUAAAUCACCACAAACAAGCAAGUGUUGGUGGGUUAAAUAAAAGAAAGAAGAAAAAGCAGUGAUGGGGUUCAAACAGUGCUAUUGCUCCUCAGCAGAUCUUUCUAAAUUCCAUUUAAACAGUGGAAUUGCCUGUAUUUGUUUACUACAACUGUGAUUUUGGUUAUUGGGGGUGCUCUGGUGCUUGCACUGAAACUUUUAUUAUCGUGCUGAUCGUCUCUGAUUCCCUGGUGGCAUACUCGCCCUUGUGGGCUCUCCUGCUGUCUGGAACAUCUUGACAUUCCAUCAAGCUUCCACCCAUCUGGACCGGUGGAGGUCAUCCCAGUCCCAGGAAUCCACUACCUAACUCGUCCCACAUUGCAGUGACAAUGGUACUUGCGGCCUGCCCUAUACCUUCAUUAUGGGUGGCAGCCAGUAUGAGCAGACUGGAUGCCAUAUUUAACGAUUUCAUAUGUCAGAUAUCAAAUAGGCAGCGGAGCUUAGAAUGCUCCAUUUCAUCAGAGUACAGAUGAGACAGUGUCUGGCAAUUGCCCACUUCAGGCUGCCUCCUCAGGAGCAGUCAUUGGGAUAGAUUCCCAGCAGAGUCAGAUGAGUGCAUAGGAUUCAGGUCCUGUGCAUUCUUCCUGUUCUGCAAAUUCAGAAUGUGUGACUAUUCCUCGUCAGGGCCCUAUAAGAGCUGCAGAAUUAGACUUAGAAUUAGACUCAGACGCCUCCAAUGUUGUGCUGUCUGCCAAUUCUCUAGGUGGCUGACUACCCCAUGCAUAUAAGCGGAUCUCUCCUACACUUCCACUAGCCGCAGAUUGGGUGUUGCUUUCUCUAAAACGUUAAAUAUCUGUGACAUGUGCAGCUUAGAUUAAAGGAACACUAUAGGGUCAGGAACACAAGCAUGUGUAUAGUGUAAAACACACUGCCCCCCACCCAUUUGCCCCACUAAAUAUAGUAAAAUCUUACCUUUAUUGCAGUCUGCUGGUGCUUUUCUGUGAAAAGAUAGUGUUUACUGCAAAAAGCUUGCAGAGACAUGCUCUACUCACCAGAACAACUACACUACUAAGCUGUAGUUGUUCUGGUGACUAUAGUGGACCUUUAAGUGUGGCUAGAUGUUUACCUCUCCUUAUAAAAUGCUUACUUAGUGGCUACUAUAUUGGUUUCAGCUCUAACCUGUUCAUAGGUUACUAAUUUUUUUUUCUUCCAUGUUUAGUUUUUUUAUUGAAAGUUUCAUGCACGUUACAUAGUAAUUUCCCAUUUACUGUCUAUGUAGUCAUCACAGACCCAGGUGAAUUUGGGGGAUGUGCCCUUUAAUCUAUGCGUCAAUACUACAAAAUUUCUCUUGGUUGUGAUAACGUUCUUCACUAUUUGUAGCGAUAGAAUUGUCAUCGUUUUCUAGUGUUUGGCAUUUUUUGUAGUUCUGCGUGUCUCGUGGGAUGGCACUUGGGAUCAUGUUGAAAAGGAGGCAUUGUGGUGUAGGAGGGAUCUUCCAUUCGAUAACUUUUGUUAUGAGGUUUGCAAUCGCUAUUCAUAAAUUGCACAUGUACACUCGAUCAUAGUUUUCCUAUAUAUUCUAUUGAAAUUAGUCCUUUUAUAAACUAUAAAAUGACAAACUCUAGACAUACAAAGCACUUCAGCUAGCUGAAAUAAUUUGUGUGUGUGGAGUAUUCCUCUAUCUUAGCAAACUUCCUUAUACAUACACACACCCACAAACAAACUGCCUUAUACAUAUAAACACACGCACUGCCUAAUACAUACAUACACACGGGUAUACGGCCAAAUACACACACAGAAAGUGCCUUAUAAAUACAUGCACACAAACUGCCUAAUGCACGCACACACACACACUGCCUAAUGCAUACACUCACACACACGCUACCUCAAACACACAGACAAAUGCCUCUUACUCACACACAAACUACGUCAUCCCAACACACACUGUCUAAUACACACACACAUUGCCUAAUACACACACACACACACACACACACACACACACACAAACUGUCUAAUAGACACACACUGCCUAAUACACAAACACCUUGCCUAAAAAACAUACACGUACAAACCCCCACCCUCUCCACCCCCAGCUGCCCUCACUCGCAUGCUCAGGAGUGGCAUCUGGGGGCACAGGCUGCAGCCCAGUCACUCACUGUAGUACCUCUUCUGCUGACAUGGUUGCAGUCUGUUAAUAGGCCCUCCACUUCCUCAGGCAGUCCAGGACCAUGACAGGGGGAGCAGAACAUGACUGUAAGCUCUGCCCUUGUGCUGCCCCUUCUUCUAAGGAUCUAAGGUGAGUGUAGGUAGGGUUUUAGGAGGAGGGGGCAGAGACAGACUGGGGGCGAGGAUAAAAUGUUUGGGGCGGGGAAAGGCAGGAUCCGUUACUUGAGGGGAGUGGUUAAUGAUUUGUGGGCGGGUAUGGGGGGCAGGAUUACUGGCAUAAUAGAGAAGGUCUCUGAAAACAUUGUAAAGAGCCUACUUGUCAGGAGGAUGGUAGAAGCAGUGAGGGGAGGGUGCUGCCGGCUGCUAUCACAGUGUGAGGGGCACACGGCAGCAUAUACUCAUGGAGUGUUCAGAUGAAUAUUACAGCUCCUGCUGGUGCCACCCUCUUUCAGAGUGCCUUAGGCCACUGCCUAAUUGGCCUAAUGCAAGCGCCGGCCCUGAAGGCAUGUAUGCUUAUAUAUGUGGCUGGGCAUUUAUAUUUGUGUAUAUGAGUUCAUGUGCAUGUAUGUAUAUGUGUUCAAUAUGUUCAAUAAAUUAUAUAAACAAAUUAAAUUUGAAAGAUUUGCAGUUUAAUAUUUUGAAUAGAUGGUACUUAACACCGAAUCAUUUAAAUAAAAUAUACCUAAAUACGUCCGACCGAUGUUGGCGGUGCAAUACUGAUAUUGCAACCUAUAUAUAUUUACUGGAAAGAUAUAAUUACACUAAUUGACCUUAUGACAGGCAAUAAACUGGCAAUGGAGCUGGGAAUAAUUCUAUUAAAUUUAAAUAAGUCACAAGUGAAGAUAAAGGAUUCAAUGUUAAUUUUACAUAUCAUCACAGCAACUAAAUUACUGAUAGCACGGAAGUGGAAAGAAGUACUAACCCCAUCUAUACGAGAAGUGAUAAAAGAAGUAAUUUGGCAAGCAAAAAAUGGAAAGAGGCAUUUUGGUGAGCUUAAAAAACCGUCACACGCAAAUAGAAUAUUGGGACAACUGGAUAGAUAAAUUAGAAUUUUUUUUAAAAACGCCAUAAAGGGCCUCUCAAAUAGAGAAACUGAAUGGAACUGGGAAACAGAUAAGAUGAAUGGUAUAUGUAAUGUGUUGGCAAUAAAAUAGGAACAUAUGGAUUAAUCGGGCGUACAAUAAAACUUAACAAAAUAGUUGACAACAGUAGUUUGAUCAAAGAGCCUAAAGGGCUCUCUCUCUCUCUGUCUACAAAUAAAGAUAAGGUACAUUAGAUAAGUGAGUUUAUUAGGGUUAUGAUAGUGAUAAUUAGGAUAGGGAUGGGGAGGGGGUGGGAGGAAAUAGGGAAAUAAAGGAGGUAAUAAAGAUUAAUCCCAUUGUUUUUUUUCUUCUCUCCUUCCGUGGGAGAAAUGAAUAGAAGAAAUAUUGUAUUAGUGAUGAUAGAGAGACCUUUAUGUUACGCACACUUUGUUAUAGUUUUAAUAGCUAUACAAUGCUAAGGUACCUAUCUGAAAUAUUUUUUAAAAAAGUAUAUGUGUGUAUGUAUACAGUCAUUGAUCAUAAAAUGUGAUCUGAUCAUCAUCUAAAUCACAACAAUAGACAAUCACAGUCUGCUUAAACUAAUAAAACACAAACAAUGAAAUGUUGCCAUGUUUUUAUUGAACACACCAUGUAAACAUUCACAGUGCAGGUGGAAAAAGUAUGUGAACCCUUGGAUUAAAUAACUGGUUGAACCUCCUUUGGCAGCAAUAACUUCAACCAAACGUUUCCUGUAGUUGCAGAUCAGACGUGCACAACGGUCAGGAGUAAUUCUUGACCAUUCCUCUUUACAGAACUGUUUCAGUUCAGCAAUAUUCUUGGGAUGUCUGGUGUGAAUCACUUUCUUGAGGUCAUGCCACAGCAUCUCAAUCGAGUUGAGGUCAGGAAUCUGACUGGGCCACUUCAGAAGGCGUAUUUUCUUCUGUUUAAGCCAUUCUGUUGUUGAUUUACUUCUAAGGUUUGGGUCAUUGUCCUGUUGCAACACCCAUCUUCUGUUGAGCUUCAGCUGGUAGACAGAUGGCCUUAAGUUCUCCUGCAAAAUGUCUUGAUAAACUUGGGAAUUCAUUUUUCCUUCGAUGAUAGCAAUCCGUCCAGGCCCUGACGCAGCAAAGCAGCCCCAAACCAUGAUGCCCCCACCACCAUACUUCACAGUUGGGAUGAGGUUUUGAUGUUGGUGUGCUGUGCCUUUUUUUCGCCACACAUAGUGUUGUGUGUUUCUUCCAAACAACUCAACUUUGGGUUCAUCUGUCCACAGAAUAUUUUGCCAGUACUGCUGUGGAACAUCCAGGUGCUCUUGUGCAAACUGUAAACGUGCAGCAAUGUUUUGUUUGGACAACAGUGGCUUCCUCUGUGGUAUCCUCCCAUGAAAUCCGUUCUUGUUUAGUGUUUUACGUUUUGUAGAUUCGCUAACAGGGAUGUUAGCAUUUGCCAGUGACUUUUGUAAGUAUUUAGCUGACACUCUAGGAUUCUUCUCCACCUCAUUGAGCAGUCUGCGCUGUGCUCUUGCAGUCAUCUUUACAGGACGGCCACUCCUAGGGAGAGUAGCAGGAGUGCUGAACUUUCUCUAUUUAUAGACAAUUUGUCUUACCGUGGACUGAUGAACAGCAAGGCUUUUGGAGAUACUUUUAUAACCCUUUCCAGCUUUAUGCAAGUCAACAAUUCUUAAUCGUAGGUCUUCUGAGAGCUCUUUUGUGCGAGGCAUCAUUCACAUCAGGGAAUGCUUCUUGUGAAAAGCAAACCCAGAACUGGUGUGUUUUUUUUAUAGGGCAGGGCAGCUGUAACCAACACCUCCAAUCUCAUCUCCUUGAUUGGACUCCAGUUGGCUGACAUCUCACUCCAAUUAGCUCUUGGAGAUGUCAUUACUCUAGGGGUUCACAUACUUUUUCCACCUGCACUGUGAAUGUUUACAUGGUGUGUUCAAUAAAAACAUGACAACAUUUCAUUCUUUGUGUGUUAUUAGUUUAAGCAGACUGUGAUUGUCUAUUGUUGUGACUUAGAUGAUGAUCAGAUCACAUUGUAUGACAAAUUUGUGCAGAAAUCCAUAUCAUUCCAAAGGGUUCACAUACUUUUUAUUGCAAAUGUAUGUGCAUGUAUAUGUGUUCAUGUUAGUCUAGAGAAACAUAGUUAAAAAACUUGAAAGAAAAGAAAAUGGUCUACCUAAAUGACAAGAGAUAAUAACCACUGGAUUGCCUGUUAAGACAUGAGUGUCAACAUAGUAAGUAGGUACCGCAAGCAUUGCAUGCGUAUUGUGGGCUGGUUAGCUGAUGCUGAGAGAUGGGAGGCUGCAGAUGCAUAAUUGCCAGAGUCCAUUUAGCCUUGUGUGGGGACCCCACCAGUUAUGGGUGCCAAUGCACUCCUGUGUUUUUCUGCCAGGGCUCCGGUAAGGACCAUCACCCGGCUCAGGGCUUCUGGGUCCCUUCGGCACGCGGCCGACCUCUCUGAGCGGGAACCCUCUGACGCCGCGACUUGUGCGCAUAGAUGUGGCUCCAACCAGAGUGCCGUGCUGUGAAGUUGCCGUUGGGUGGCAUGUUAGCCUGGUGGUGUUGAUGUGUAGGCUGCAGGACCUGUGUCACAAUCUUCCCUUUCAAGACUCUGCGUAUGGUGCACUUUGGGUACUUCAUCUAGUAUUUGCUUCUAACAUACCUGGGCUCAAUCUGGACGUGCUGAUCCCUUGGUGAGGCAUUUGCUUGUCUGCUUGUCAUCUUGGUCCAGAAUCGGGCACAGAUUCUGUUGAAUGCUUGCAUCCAUGUCUCUGCACCCAGAGAUGGUUGACUUGUGUUGGAGCACCCUCUUAGAAGUCAGACAUCUUGCAGAUGUUUUAUAAAGUCCACAAGAGUAAGUCGGGGGGAUCACCGGUAGGGACCGGGAAAACCCUGAAUGGUCCGCAGGGGGGAUAGGCAGUAUUCCGAGGUCACACGGACAGCUGAAGAGUGAGGAAAGCGGCCCCCUCUCCCCAGGUCUGUCACGAGUAGGCCUUAAAUCUCUGUGUCAGGUUGUUUGUGUCAGAAAGUUGCUAGUGAGGUACCACCGGUACUUCCUCUGCUAAGACCACGGAUGACUGCACUUAAAGUUGCUGUUAGGUUUAGAAUUUAAUCAGUUUAUCAAUGCCAAAUGUGAGAGCCAGCACAGCACAUGUCUUGUCUACUCGGCAGCCAGGCUCCGUCCUAUAUAUAUGUGUGUGUGUAUAUAUAUAUAUAUAUAUAUAUAAUAUAUUUUAAAAAUAAUUUUUUACAUUUUCGGGUAGAUCAAAGGAAACAUAACAAAAAAUGUCAAGUACUUUAGAUAUAUGAUACUCAGAGUUACAACUCAAAUUAUAGUCAUACAUGGUUCUGCAACAUUCCUAUUCUUUAUUACUUCUUAUUUUGCUAACAGAAUGAGCAGUAUGAGUGUAAUACCUGCAUCUAAGGGCAUUUAUAUUGAGUAUUGCAUAGUACACAGUGAAUAACUUGAUUCAUGUAGAAUAUUAACUGUAAACAUUCAAAGGAGAUAAAGUUUGUGGCGGUCUUAUUCGAGUGAAUUAGGUAUUUCCUCUUUUAAGCAUAAACCGAUGAUUUCAACGAGUACUUGGGUUCACCCUUUUCCCAAUUCCACUUGAAGUAUGAAUAGUAUGGCUGUGGGCAGUAUCUUCAGGGAGAGGGGGGAUUAAGCAGGGAUAGCUUUGUACAUUGAUGAGAGGAAAGCGUAAAGUGAUAGGGUACUGUAGUGAGAAAAUGUGGGUCUCCGCUCAAGAUAAACGGAGCAGGAAGGUAAGGGAGCAAUGGGAUUGAACACAGGGAGUCUCUUAGGAAGAUAGCCCCGAGAAACAGUUUAAAGCAGCACUGUCAUGCCGUAUCCUGUUUUGGUUUUUUUUUAACCCCCCUCCGGCCUCCACUAUCUCUAACUGACACCCUAGUCACCCCCAAAUGCCCCUAAGCCCCCCAUAUUUUUUAUUCCUUAUUUUCUGCCCCGAUCUAUAUUCAGGGCGCCGCCAUCUUUGUGUGGGUAAAUGAAGUCCCUGUGGGACACGUCAUUUGCCCACACUAGAUAAACUGUGAGAUUCCCGCACAUGCCCAGUGAAACACCUGGACAUGCGAACGGGAAUUUCAUCCAUUCAUUCAUUCGACAGACUAAUGAGUGAAUAGAAAUGUCAGCCGAACAAACAAAACUGUGUAUCAGUGUUCGUUUGUUCGUUCAGUUUAUUACAAGGAGGGAGCUACCGGCUCGCAGCUCCCUCCUUGUAAUAUGUAACUAUAGAAGCGGCAGGGAGCAGUGCUCCCCACCACUUCAUAAGCCCCCCAGGUCCCCCCUCACUCUAUGGCGGUCAAUAUGACCCCCAUAAUAGCACAAGGAGAUUAAAAUCUCCCCAAUGCCCCUACUCGCUAUACCGUUUUUUCUUUUUCUCCGUUUUUUUUUUUUUUGGCGCUCUGGAUUUUUAUUUUAUUUUAAGUUCGACGGUUAUGAUGGUUUUUUAUUUGGCCUUUUUUGGGGCUGAAAAAUGAAGAUUUGAGAAAAAAGAAGACGUUGAAUGGUAAGUUUAAUUUUAGUUUACAGGUUAGUUAUUUUAUUCCCCCCUCACUAUUUUUUAGGUUGAGGGGGGUAGGAUUUUUUAUUUGGGUGGGGGGGUGGGUGACUAGGGGCUUAAUGAAAUUCUGAUCCAAAUAAAGUGCCGAAUUGCGUUCUAAAAGAAACAAACAUACUGUUCUCAUUCAGUUAGAACGCAAUUCGUUAGUUUUGUGUAAAAUGACAGGAAGCAUCGUGGGAACACAGAGGAAAGGUGAGAAUUGUGGGAAAAUUGCUCUGACCAGCUGAAAUGAAGCACACUUUGCACCUCCGCUGGUCAGAGCUGGUCAGAGCUGGUCAAGCGGAGGAAUCCUCCAUAAGGCAAAGAGUCCCUACUUUGUCUUAUGAUUUUAAAGAAAACUAAAGAAGACAGGAAGAAAAGAAUAACAGAUCCUGAGAGAGGGGGAGAAGAGGAAGAGAUUGAUGAAAGGUAAGUUCGGCAUGACAGUGCCGCUUUAAUAUGUGGGAUAGGUCAGUGUUUGAUAAGUGAACUGAGCUCAUGCUAGUUUUCUCCAUCCAGCCAAGGCUCCCAGACUUUGUGGAAUGCUUUUGGAGUCUCGUGUAACUGAGCAGUUAUUUUUUAAAUACAUUAUCUACAUAAAUAAAAUUAUUUUUUCUUCAAAAAAUGUAAAUAUGGGAAUGAGACUCCUUCCCUAAGACAUAAUACAAUGUAAAAUAACUAAUACAAUUUGAGGUGUUUAAAUACUGGUGAUUCUUAUCAACUUACUACAAUAUUUAUUAUACUUUAAUUUUAUUAUACUCAUUUGUCCAUAGAGGUAAUAUGCAUAUCCUGAGCAAUUCUGAAUCACAUUGCUGAUUUAGUCUUUACAGUAUAUCUAUUUAUUACCGUUUCUGUAACAUUGCAAUUUCAUGCAUGACGACUCGUAUAUCCUUUUAAAAUGAGAUAAUGUAUUUUUUUUUUCCUUGUUCUGCAGCAUAGUCAGCUGAUCCAAUUCUAUAGUAUCUUCUGACUAGAUCUAAAUCAGAGAUACGCUCUACAUUAAUCCAUUCAAGCACGCCUUCCCCUUUUAUACUUUUUGUUUGAAAUUACAGACAAGCAGAACAGCACUGCCAUUUAAAAAAAAAAAAAAAGAACAGAAAAGAAGAUAAAAAAACACUCCCAGAUGAAAAUUGUGCUCCACCCCCUGGCCAUUUCCCUUUAUAUGUGCACAACACAUCUGCAGGUCUUUCAGAAUUUUUGGCUGACUCAUGCUCAUUGUCUAGUUGCAAUCCUUGUGUAACAUAUUUAUAGGAAAACAAGCUCCCACGAAAGGUGAGAAUUUUACAUUUUAUUUUGUUUCUCUGAAGGCAUUUUAAGCAUAUUGGCAUUUUGUCAUCUCUAAACGAACACGUUAGAAAUACAUGUUUGUGCAUUUAAAUGCAAUAUGGAGGUAUUGUAUUUGUAAAGAGAAAUAUGGUGCUAUGGUCUAAAAUUGUAGCAAUCACCAUGGAAACCAUUACAAUCAUGGUAAUUAAUAUAUUUUUAGAACUUUGCCAAAAAUUACUGUUUAUACAAAAAACAGGUAAACUUGAAAAAUGAUUAUACUUCGGUUAGAACCAAUAAAUAUUUUGCGCACUUUUUGAAAAAAAGUCUCAGGCCAGUUGUAAUUUAAAUCUUAGCAAGGUACUACAGCACCUUUUAGCCCUGUCCAGGGUUAUUUACUAAAGUGAGAAUUGUCAAGAAUUUAAUGUGAAUUUCAAAUUUAAGUCCAAAAUAGCUGAAUUGGAAACAUUCUCCUAGUUCUGGUAGGUUAGUUAUUCUCCCGGUUAACACAAUGAAAACCUGUAGUAAGGAAUCUUUGUGUUGCAUUCCCAAGAUGAAUGUGCUUAGUAUUUUCUCUGAACUAUUUCUUGGUCAAGUAUUAUUAAAGGGACACUAUAGACACCCACACCACUUUAUCUCAAUGAUGUGGUCUUGGCGCUAUGUUUCCCCUGUUUUAACCCUGCAGUUGAAAACAUUGCUGUUCUGCAGAAUUGCAGUAUUUUCAUUGCAGGGUUUAAAUGUCUCUAGUGGCUGUCACUUAGACUUCCAAUGAAAUAGCAGAGUAUAACUCUCUAAUUCUAUUAGGUUAUCUCUGAUUGGUGCAUUGUGGUGUUUUGCUGCACAUGCACACUAGUCUCUCAAUACUUUCUUACGGGAAAGCAUUGAUCUUAAAAAUCUCCGCAAAGGAGGCUGGGCAAACCACAGAAACCGGAGCUGUGAAGGAUAAAAUUUAAGUAAAAUGGCCUUUUUUUAUCUCCCUGCAGGUGGAGGCUGGUCACCCAAAUGACCACCAGGGUACUAUAUUUUUUGGAAUACACAUUUGUAUGCAAUGUGCACAUAUCUACUCCACUUCUCCAUUGCUACCAACCUCUUUAAACUUGUAAUGGUCCUAUUCAAAACUACAUAAUAAAGAAUGAAUGUACUUAUAACUCUAUGUCUCCCUUGCUUAAUGCAGCCAUUGAAUAGAUAAUCAAGUACUUGAGCAUUAGAUAGUUAAUGAUAGAGCUAUGCAAAAAUGUUCCGACAGUCUUUGUGCACAUAUGCAUUAAACAGUAUAUAUUUUUUUCUUUUCUGUUUGUAAUUUAGCAGAGGGAUUCGUGUUGAUUAUGAUUGUAGUUUAUGUCAUAAAAGAUGAUCAUAGGUUGUUAAUUUUGUUAUUUCCUCAUGGUAUUCUGUUAAUUGCUUUUGAACCAAUGUUGAAUCAAUGUAAUGUACUCAUUGUCUCAACAGAUAACAUGUUCCUUUGUAACAACUUCAUACAUACAAAUGAAUCUGUUCAAAAUGUCAUAAAAUGAAGAUAAAUCAGAAUGGAAAAGUAACCAUUUUACUUUUAUAGAAGCAAACAUUACAUUUUAAGAACACUACUUUUCAAGUGUUUUGCUUUCUCCCUGGUUAAAACACAAGUUUUCUGGUAUUGCCACAAUACCAGUUUGGCAAAAAACUGAAUGAAUGUAGAAGCAGCUUAUUAGAUAACAUCAGACAAUAACACAGGCAUGAGAAUAAAAAAAAAAGAUGUUAAUCCUGAAAAAAACAUGGUGCUUUCUUGAAAUCCCAAGAUUUGUUUUAUGCUGUUAAAAUUUAGAAACACUUUAAAAAUAAGUGUGAGAAGCAGCCAAUGUAGGAUACCCUUACCGACAUGAUCAAAGUAUAUUGUGCGAUAUCAGUCUGAAGUGAUAAUAACCUUUAACAUGGAAAACCAAAUUUUCACCUGUUUUAAUGUUCUCCCUUUGUCUGGAUGUUGUAGAUGGCCAAAUCAUUUUUUUUGGUUGCAAACGUUUGUUAUAUCACUUCAGCCAAUAGAAAUCUGAGCCCACCAGCUGUUCUGUCCCCUACAUUAGAGACUUAGCUGCUAUUGAAUUAGUAUUUGGGGAGAUGUAUCAAGACAAAACAGAUAUUAUUCUAAAUAAAGAGGCAACCAAUACAACUCAGCAGUUUGAACCUACAAAUGGCACCUGGUUUGCCUUCAUGAAUCACCCUAUUUUAAAGGGAUUCUAUAGUAUUAGGAAUACAAAUCUGUAUUCCUAACACUAUAGUGCCUUCUGGUCCCCCUCCUUUAAAAAACCUUUAUGUACUCACCUGAUUUAAGCACCAAUGUCCCUCAAUGCUGAGUCAGUGCUCCACCUCCUCUCAUAUAAUCUUAAGGGGAAGUGAAGGUAGGGGUAAUAUGAAUGUGCGACGGGUGCAUGUGUGGCAAACAAAUGUGCGGUGUGCACAUUAGGUCCUACCCAUAGGAAAGCAUUACUUUAAUGCUUUUCUAUGGGGAUUUUACUGACACUGGAUGUCCUCAUGCAGAGCGUGAGGACAUCCAGCAUAAGUUAGGAAGUGCCUCUAGAGCAGUGAUGGCGAACCUUUUUGAGCUCGAGUGCCCAAACCGCAAAGUGCCAACACUGCAAUUCCACUCCCCCAGCAUCUCCUUCUCCUCUCCCCCAUUCUCCCCUCAGAAUCUCCUCCUCCUUUCCUCCAGAUUCUCCUCUUCCUCUCCCCCAGAUUCUCCUUUUCCUCUCCCCUUCUCCCCCAGCAUCUCCUCCUCCUCUUCCUCUCCCCAGCAUCUCCACCUCCUCUCCCCCAGAGUCUCCUCUUCCUCUCCCCCAGCAUCUCCUCUUCCUCUCCCCCAGCAUCUCCUCCUCCUCCUCUUCCCCCAGAUUCUCCUCUCUUUCUCUUUCUCUUCUUCUCCCCAGUCUCCCUCCCUCUACUUCUCCCCAGCAUCUCAUCCUCCUUCUCUUCUCCCUCCUCUACUCCCCAGAUUCUCCUCUUCUUCUCCCCCAGCAUCUCCUCUUCCUCUCCUCCAGAUUCUCCUCUUCCUCUCCCCCAGCAUCUCCUCCUCCUCUCCCCCAGAUUCUCCUCUUCCUCUCCCUUUCUCCCCACAGCAUCUCCUCUUUCUCUCCCAUCGCAUCUCUUCCUCUCCCCUUCUCUCCACAGCAUCUCCUCCUCUUGUCUCUCCACAGCAUCUCCUCCUCUUGUCUCUCCACAGCAUCUCCUCCUCUUGUCUCUCCACAGCAUCUCCUCCUCUUGUCUCUCCACAGCAUCUCCUCCUCUUGUCUCUCCACAGCAUCUCCUCCUCUUGUCUCUCCACAGCAUCUCCUCCUCUUCUCUCUCCACAGCAUCUCCUCCUCUUCUCUCCCCACAGCAUCUCCUCUUCCUCUCCCCCAGAUUCUCCUCUUUCUCUCCCUUUCUCCACUUCUCUCCCUGCAGCAUCUUCCCCUGGUGCGGGUGGGGGUUUGAAGUCCACCCAGGCUCCCUACCUGGUGGAUCCGAUUCCUUCCCGCUGCUAUGAGGGAGUGUGGGCGCGAGGGAGCACUGACUUACGUGCUGUUGCAGCACUGCUCCCUCCGCUGAGAAACAGGAAAUUACGUCAAUCACACAUCGACUGCUGAAUACAUACACACACCGACACACACAGUGCGCUGAAUACAUACACACAGUCCGCUGAAUACAUACACACAGUCCGCUGCAUACAUGCACACAGUCUGCUAAAUACACACACAGACUGCUGAAUAUGUACACACAGUCCGCUGAAUACACACACAGACUGCUGAAUACAUACACACUGCUGACUACACACACAGAAUGCCGAGUACACACACACACACACACACACAGACAUACAGAUUGCUGAAUCUAACACAGAAACACACACACAUACUGCAUUGAGGGGUGCAGUGUAUGUAUUUGUGUGUACGUGUGUGAAGUGCUGUGUGUGUGUGAGGGGUGCUGUGUGUGUGUGUGAGGGGUGCUGUGUGUGUGUGUGUGUGUGGGGUGCGGGGGGUGCUGGGUGUGUGUGUGGAGGGGGUGCUGUGUGUGUGUGGGUGCUGGGUGUGUGUGUGUGUAUGUGUGCGAGGGGUGCUGUGUGUGUGCGCUGUGGGUGCUGUGUGUGUGCAGGGGUGCUGGGAGGGGAGUGCUGUGUGUGUCUGUGGGGGGGUGCUGUGUGUGUGUGUACGAGGGGUGCUGCAAAUAUAUUAAUAAAAUCUGUGACCCCUUCUCCUUUCUUCUUACCUUUGGUGAAGGGGGGGGGACACAGCCAGCCCUGGUGGUCCGGUGGUGGUAAGAGAGACAGGUUCGCCAGCUCUCUUAUUCUCCCGCGAGCAGAAUGCUGUAUGGAGCUUUGCCAUGGUAACACGCGCCAACAUGGAAACAGAGUAGGCACCUGCCAUUUUCUGCAACCAGGAAGGUGCCUACUCUGACAUUCAGCCGACCGGCGAUCUAUGGCUGCGUGCCCACAAAGAGGGCCCGGCGUGCCGCCUGUGGCACGCAUGCCAUAGGUUCACCAUCACUGCUCUAGAGGGUGUCUAAUUGACAAUCACUAGAGGGAAUCUUAGUCCUGCAAAGUUUCUCAAAACUGCAAUGAUUUACAUUGUAGGACCAAGUGGGACAGGGACAGUGCAAGCCAGACCACUUCAAUGAGAUGAAGUGGUUUUAGUGACUAUAUUGUCCCUUUAAUGCUUAAAGUGCUGACAUAUAUAGUGAAUUAAGAAGACUUACAAGAAAAAUCAGUUGACAAUAACAAGAGUAACUACCUUUUGGUCCAAAUCAUGCGUUACUGCCCUUUUAGACAUGACUUCUAGGCUCAUUUAUUUAUUUCUCAUUUUGUCUCUGCCAGUAAUCAGCAUGUGUGAUACACACUCCAAGCCAAUCAAGCUGAUUGCUGCUGCAUGCAAGAACCUGGGCAUUGGCCUGAAAGGAAACUUACCAUGGCAUUUACCGUAAGUACUGUAGGAAAGCUUAGCUGCAAUGCACCCUUUAUACCGGCUGCAAAGUUGGGAGGUAUGAUGGAGAAGAUGAAGUAGAAGGGGAUCAGCUAAUGCAGGCCUUCCUCUCCCACACAAGAGGAUCCACAAUGGCUCACCUCACCAGGCAUUGCAGCUACGGAUUUCCUGUGAUAGCCAGGUCUAUAUACCUGUAUAAAACCUUCUGGCACAGAAUAUCCAGAUCGACCAUUAUUAAAACACUUCCAGUGAUCCCCAAAUUUACAGGGACACCCACAGAGAACAUCUUACACCCAUAGCAUAUAUUAUGAUGUAAGGAGGUUCACUGUGCAUGAAACCCUGUCAGUUUUGUCCACAAUGUCAUAGGAGGAAGUCCAGACUCCUUAAACGCGAAUAAGAAACAGAAUUACUUCCUGACCUGGAUGGAGUUAUAUGCGGCUUCUCUUGUGCUUUUUAACAUUUAAUUUUAAUGAUUAUGAAACAAAUACAGUAAAUGCCAUGCAUUGACAGUAAAAAACAAUGUAUCUUAAAUACUCCAACUGAUUUCUAAACAUGUGUAUUGUAGUUUUAAAACAAAUUACUGUGAGUAUUUUUGCUGAGGAGCUCUGUUAUACACUCAGGCACACCAACAAUAUGGAUCUCCUAGAAAAGAGGCACAGACAAAUUUGGUCCCAAAAUAGGAACUGUCCCACCUAAAUAGGGACAUUUGUAAGGCUUCAUAAUGCAGUAAUUGCAAUAAGAACGGCUGUAAGUUCAAUGGGAAAUAUACAACAAACAUUAAAGGGACUCUCCAGGCAUCAUAACAACUUCAUUUAAAUGAAGUUGUUAUGGUGCCAGGAGACGCCUCGAGGCACUCUUACCUCAAGGGGUUGAUCUGUUCUCGAACGCAAAGUUUCCUCAAGUGGUGAUGUCCACUCACCCCAGGCAGCAUCCUGCUUCUGUUUUUUCAGAUUCAGGAAGUUCGGUGUUCCACCAGGCAGAGGUGCACUGAUUGGCUGAGAGCUGUCAGCUGGCGCUCUCAGCCAACCAGUGACUUACCAUUCACAAUUGUGGCUUAAAAAAUGUACAUUUAUAUCCCAGCCAUUUGAUUUUUGAAUGGGGAGUCACUGUUUGGCUGAGAGCAUCAGCUGACCACCUUCAGCCAAUCAGAAGCAUCCCUAUCUGGCAGUACUCCUGAAACUGAAAUUUCAGAAGCCAGAUGCCAUCUUGGGGGGAGUGGACAUCGCUUCUGGAGGCAACUUUGAGGUUAAGUUGUUUCAAAUUGCAGUAUUUCAAAGUUAAGACCAACAAUAAAACUAUAGAAAAAUUAUUAAAAAUUUAAUUUCAUGAGCUCUACUUUUUAAAGGGAUACUAUAGUCACAAGAACAAUUACAGCUUAUUGUAUUUGUUCUGGUGAGUAGAAUCAUUACCUUCAGGCUUUUUGCUGUAAACACUGUCGUUUCAGAGAAAAUGUUUACAUGUUGCAAUGUUUACAUUACAGCCUAUAGUGAUCCUUUAAUAAAAGGAAAGCCACAUGUGAAGGUAUGUUUCACUGACUGAGAAAAAGCAUGCUUUGUUUGUUGGUAUAUCUACUAAGUUGAACAAAUUUCAAUGGCUUGUAUGAAGUAAUAAAGAUACAUUGUUCUCUUGAUAGAUUAGUUGUGUAAAUAAAAUAUACAUAUACAGUGGAACCUCGGAACUCGAACUUAAUCCGUUCCAGAAGCAUGUACGAGUUCCGAUUUGUUUGAGAACCGAAUCAACAUUAAUUAAUGUAAAUUUGAUUAGUCCAUUCAAGAGCCCCAAAAUUACAGCAUUUUAAUACAAAUUUUACAGUUUAAUAAAACCUUACAUGCAUAAAAUCAUAUAGAAAAAAAUUAUAAACACAAUGUACAGUAAAUGAAAAGAAAAUGUAACUUCACUUUACCUAUAAUGAUGAGAGUUGAUGGUGUAAGUGGAAAGGAGAAGAAUAAUUACUGUUUGGAUGCGGAUAGGUAAAUGUUCUUCUAGCAUUUAAAAUGUGUCUAAGGUGAGAUAUAGCUUUAUAAUUGGACAUGUUUUUGGCAUGAUUUGUACCAGUACCGAGGAUCGUUCGUGUACCAAGACAUUUUUUUAUCAAAUUUUUUGUUGGACUACUGAAUUGUUCUGGUAAGAGACCGUUCGAGUUCCGAGGUUCCAGAGUGUGUGUGUGUAUAUGUGUAUAUAUAUAUAUAUAUAUAUAUAUAUAUAUAUAUAUAUUGAUCCUUGUUUGCAGGUAGCACAGUCCUCUAGGGCAAAAACAUGCACAGUCCUUGUAAUUGCAUAUACUCCAGGCACUUUAUUUGUAAAUCCACACAGGAUACAGCAGUAAAUGAAAACAUAAAUGUAACACAAAACCCUAUAAACAAAAACCUAGCGCGUCUGAGCACUAACUGACAUUAGGUUCCCUAUCUCUCAGGGUUAAACUAAACCAAACAAUAUUGCACCAACCUUAUUAGAUAGCAACACUCUGCUAGCUAGCCUGUUGCUUUCCUUUCUGCACUCCCAGUGCUCCAAGCCAGCCUUGCCCUGACUGCUUUCCUUUCUGCACUCCCAAUGCCUAGUCUCCUUGACUCUCUAUAUGGAGAGAACAGCCUCUCUCCUACCUGCUUCCUGGGAGGAAGCCAGCAAUCCCUCUCCUUUUCCUGCCUAGCCGGGAGGGUUUUUUUCCCACUGCAAUAGCUCAUUAACUGCAGCUGAGCAGUGGGUUGGAGACGGUCCAAAAAACCCUGGCCUGGAUCUAUGUCUCCCCAGAAAACCACUAAACUGUGGAGUGGAGCAUUGGCCCACCCUUCUCUCCAAAUGCUCCAUCCCAGGGGCCCAUAACUAAACAAUGCUUUGUGUUGUGCAACACACAAACUACACAUACUCCCCCUGGGGUUAAAAGGCCUAUCUGCCUUCACUUUAUCACAAUAUAUAGAGAGAGAGACAGAGAUAAUUUUCCCCCCUCUUUUUUGUUCACUUUUUUUUUAACUUAAUCUCUGGACUAGAUGCUGGAAAAAUGAGCCUAUCAGUUUAUGAUAAAAUAUAUACAUAGUUAUAUUAUAUAUAUUUUGCAGUUCACUGAUGGCCCAUUUUCGUGCCGUUUUGAUUUUUUUUUUUUUCCUGAAGUUUUUCCACGGACAAAAUUCCUACUAGCUUUAUUUAUUUUUCUCGGACAAAGUAGUUAAGCCCGGCGCAAUUAAUUCUGCCAUGAAUAUGUCUAGUAUAAUGGAUUACAUUUGAUAUUGAUAAUGGUAAAUAUACCACAAUUAACUUAUUUACUAAUGAGCAUGCAAUAAUCAGGAAAUACUGGAUUUAUUUCCUGCUGUUUCACAUAUACUGCAUGCAACAAUAAUUUAGUACACUUAUUAAAUGAUUAUCUGUGUUAUUGAUGCUAGUGUAUAAAGUGUGGGAAUUUCUUGUUCAUGAAUGAGCUGCAUUUUAGUAUGCAUUUAUAGAAUUUCAUGUAACCAGAUUUUUAUAGCAAUGUCACAAAAUGUUCCAUGAGUCAUGUUUAACAGUGAAGUCUAGGAUUCCAUGUAUUUCAAAGCAUUUUUCAGCAGCAGUAAAUACGCAUUGUGCAAUCUGUAUUUUGUAAUGUUUUUUCAGAUUGACGAAGUAUGUUAGGACAAGGAGCCCUGCAUUUCUCAAUGUCACUUAAGUGUACAAAUUAGAUUAUGCCCAUCCAAAGAAUGGUCAUCCAAAAACUAGUAGUUGUCAUUUGGAUUUUAAGCCAUGUCAAGGGUAAAUAUUUGGGUGACCUGGCUGCUAGGAAAUGUGGACAUGCCCUCUUUAUGAACCAUUGAGAAUGCUGACAGGAAUGCCUUAGCAAAGUGGUUCCCAACCCACUCCUCAAGUACACCAAAACAGUCCAGGAUUUGCAGAUUACCCAUUUGUGUCUAAGGUGUUUUUAGAAAAAGAAAACACUUUAGACAUAUCAGGGUAAUUCCUAAAUCCAGGACUGGGAGCGGAUACUUGAAACUGGGUUGGGAACCCCUGUCUUAGCAUAUACAUUACAUAUAUGGGUUGUGUUUCCUGUUUAUGAUGUUAUAUGUGGUAAUGUGUAGGUAAAAUCUCUUUAUCUUUUGCAAAUAUGGGAUAUUUACUUCAUGGCUAAAAUGCCAAUCCGUCAAAGUUUUUGGUUUAGUGAAUAAGUCCCAAUGGUAAAUGAUGAUCAAUAAUGCUUUCAAAACUUUAAUUGCAGGAAUGAAUAUAAGUAUUUCAUCAACAAGGUAACUUCAGUCACACAGCCAGGUAGGUAUUACACUAGAAUGUCAUAGAUAAGAAACAGAAGCUACCAAUUUUUAAACUUUCAAGAAUGUGGUGGUAGAUGAGGUGGUUUUCAUUACUAGUAAAGCACCCCUGCACUACCUUUAGUACAUUUCUUUGGAUGCAAUAAUAAGUUUACACAUUAAUAUGUUCAUGCAUAAACAGAAACACACAUGCACAGAGGCACACAGAAACGGUUAUAAAAAGAGACACAUAUACAUUUUCAUGCACAGUCAUAUUGCUCAGAAUCUCGGUCCGUCUUUCCCCUUAUUUGUACGUCUCUUCCAAUCUCCCUUCAUUCUCUGUUUGUUUUACACACCAUAUAUAUAUAUAUAUAUAUAUAUAUAUAUAUAUAUAUAUAUAUAUAUAUAUAUACAGGGAGUGCAGAAUUAUUAGGCAAAUGAGUAUUUUGACCACAUCAUCCUCUUUAUGCAUGUUGUCUUACUCCAAGCUGUAUAGGCUCGAAAGCCUACUACCAAUUAAGCAUAUUAGGUGAUGUGCAUCUCUGUAAUGAGAAGGGGUGUGGUCUAAUGACAUCAACACCCUAUAUCAGGUGUGCAUAAUUAUUAGGCAACUUCCUUUCCUUUGGCAAAAUGGGUCAAAAGAAGGACUUGACAGGCUCAGAAAAGUCAAAAAUAGUGAGAUAUCUUGCAGAGGGAUGCAGCACUCUUAAAAUUGCAAAGCUUCUGAAGCGUGAUCAUCGAACAAUCAAGCGUUUCAUUCAAAAUAGUCAACAGGGUCGCAAGAAGCGUGUGGAAAAACCAAGGCGCAAAAUAACUGCCCAUGAACUGAGAAAAGUCAAGCGUGCAGCUGCCACGAUGCCACUUGCCACCAGUUUGGCCAUAUUUCAGAGCUGCAACAUCACUGGAGUGCCCAAAAGCACAAGGUGUGCAAUACUCAGAGACAUGGCCAAGGUAAGAAAGGCUGAAAGACGACCACCACUGAACAAGACACACAAGCUGAAACGUCAAGACUGGGCCAAGAAAUAUCUCAAGACUGAUUUUUCUAAGGUUUUAUGGACUGAUGAAAUGAGAGUGAGUCUUGAUGGGCCAGAUGGAUGGGCCCGUGGCUGGAUUGGUAAAGGGCAGAGAGCUCCAGUCCGACUCAGACGCCAGCAAGGUGGAGGUGGAGUACUGGUUUGGGCUGGUAUCAUCAAAGAUGAGCUUGUGGGGCCUUUUCGGGUUGAGGAUGGAGUCAAGCUCAACUCCCAGUCCUACUGCCAGUUCCUGGAAGACACCUUCUUCAAGCAGUGGUACAGGAAGAAGUCUGCAUCCUUCAAGAAAAACAUGAUUUUCAUGCAGGACAAUGCUCCAUCACACGCGUCCAAGUACUCCACAGCGUGGCUGGCAAGAAAGGGUAUAAAAGAAGAAAAUCUAAUGACAUGGCCUCCUUGUUCACCUGAUCUGAACCCCAUUGAGAACCUGUGGUCCAUCAUCAAAUGUGAGAUUUACAAGGAGGGAAAACAGUACACCUCUCUGAACAGUGUCUGGGAGGCUGUGGUUGCUGCUGCACGCAAUGUUGAUGGUGAACAGAUCAAAACACUGACAGAAUCCAUGGAUGGCAGGCUUUUGAGUGUCCUUGCAAAGAAAGGUGGCUAUAUUGGUCACUGAUUUGUUUUUGUUUUGUUUUUGAAUGUCAGAAAUGUAUAUUUGUGAAUGUUGAGAUGUUAUAUUGGUUUCACUGGUAAUAAUAAAUAAUUGAAAUGGGUAUAUAUUUGUUUUUUGUUAAGUUGCCUAAUAAUUAUGCACAGUAAUAGUCACCUGCACACACAGAUAUCCCCCUAACAUAGCUAUAACUAAAAACAAACUAAAAACUACUUCCAAAAAUAUUCAGCUUUGAUAUUAAUGAGUUUUUUGGGUUCAUUGAGAACAUGGUUGUUGUUCAAUAAUAAAAUUAAUCCUCAAAAAUACAACUUGCCUAAUAAUUCUGCACUCCCUGUAUACACACACAAAGUAAAGACAGGAGCACUCUCGCGGUUUUCCAUCUUGAUAAAGACCCUAAAGGGUCGAAACAUUAAUGUAUAGGUGGUGAUAAUUUUUGAAAUAUAAUUGGAAAACUGAGAGAGUGCUCCUGUCUUUACUUUGUUUAUAUGCCCUUCUUGGAAGCACCUGGGUAAAGUUUCUUUGUCUACACCAGUGGUUCUCAAACCAGUCCUCAAGGCCCACCAACAGUCCAAGAUUUAUGUAUUUCCCUGUUUUAUUCCAAUGGAGAUACUAACAAAACGUGGACUGUUGGUGGGUCUUGAGGACUGGUUUGAGAACCACUGGUCUAAAUGUUUGGGGUUGAGUGCCAGAGUCUGGACAUUAUAUAUAUAUAUAUAUAUAUAUAUAUAUAUAUAUAUAUAUAUAUAUAUCUCUUACCAUUAUCUCGUUUUUGGUCUGUCUUUAUCUCCACAUUUCCCCUUGUUUUGGGUUGAUAGCCCUUCUUAGUAUCUUUCUUUCCCAUCUAAUUUUCUGUGUGCGCAUUUCUCUCUCUUUCUUUCAAUCAAUCUCUAUCCAUGUCUCUGUCUCACCCUUCAACCUCUGGAAUUCCUCCUGCUCAAUUUAUGUUAUAGUACAACCAAGCAGUGUGUUGGUGAAGGGCUAGGGUGCUUUAUCUUUGGUUUUAUAGUUGCCUAUUUAAUGAAUAAGCCCAACAAAUCCAGUUCCCUCAGGUUUUUUUUUUUUUCUUUGCAGGGCAAUUUGAAAAAUUGGCCAGGGGUAUUGCACAUUUUAGUCCAAAAUAGCCAAUAUGUUAACUAUUGGCAAUCUUACAGCUAUUAUGGCCUAGAAUUUCUAAUUCGAUUGCCAGUUCCUCAAUCUCAGUUUAAUGAGAACCUCAGAAAUGUUUGGUGAUCUAAAAAUGUGCAUAUAGCGCCAUCUACUGUAGUUUUUUUUUUUUUUUCUACAAACAGAUUAAUGUAAAUUAAUUAAUGCAUCUACAUUAUACUGUUUUUAUUUAAAUUACAUUUGUGAUGGAGAAUUCAAAUUAAAGUGCAGGCAAUGAUGUACUCAAUCACCUGGCACAAUCUGUUACUCCUUACUACAAAGACAUUUUGCAUGAAGGUCUCUAGUCCCAUCAUUCACAGUGACUAUACUACUACAAAGCAUAGGGAGGGGACACUAAAUGCCAGUGAUAACAAAAUUAAGUUGCCUUAUCCCUCCACCUUCUCCUAAAUAUAUGUAUAAAUGUUACUCAUCAUUCUCCCCCAAAAAGUUGAAUAAAAUAUUUGUAUAAAGCAUACAUUGACCAAGCUUUAUCGGACAAGAUUUCCGCUCCUCAUCUUCGUCAACCCACUGAAACAGAUAUACAUUAAAAUAAAAAGAUAUCUGUACUUCUUUCCCCUUCAAAGUUUAUAAGGAAAUUAAAUAAUUAGGCAAAUAUUAAAUGUACAAUUAACAAUUGCAAUGACAAUUUGGUAUGGUAACUACUCACAACACGUGAAAAUUGUAUAUAAAAUGAAUAUUAAAAAUUAAGGGAAAAAAACUAUUUUCUUUUACUUACCUUAAUUCCAGGCUAGGCUAGUAAGGUCUCCUCCUCAACCAAUGUCAUGGUGGGACCUAGUGCACAUUAAAGCUUCUCCAUAGGCAGGGCCGCCAUCAGAAAUUUUGGGACCCCUAACACAGCUCAGGGUCUGGGCCCCCAGGAUCUCGCCUCCAAUCCCGCCCCCAGGCCUGCCUUUAAAUCCCACUCACAGGAAUACACACACAAACACAGGCACUGAUACAAAAGGACACAAAUACACACACACACAAAGAUACACACUUACUCACACACACACACACACAUACAUACUAACAGACACACAUACUGAAACAGACAUACACACAUAUAGGCAUACAUAACGACACACACAUAUUGAAACAGACAUACACAAAUAUACAGACACAGACAUACAUAAUGACACACACACAUACAUACAGACAUACAAACAGACAUACAGACAGACAUACUGACAGACAGACAUACACACACAGCUAAUUUUUCAGCCAGUGUUUCUUACCUUUUCGUUGCAGGAGGGUGGCUGGGGCUAAUGGGAGUUGGUGUGGGCUCUUCCUCUUCACAACCUCCACACUGUCUCUCACUUCCUCCCAGCGCUACUUGUGGUGUGGCUGCUAUUUUUUUUAAAGGCGCCUGGUCGCGCUAUUACACGGCCGCAGCGCUGACCGGGCCCCUGAAGAUAUAGGGCCCAUCAGCUGGCCCUAAAUGCUUGGACCACCUGAUGGGCCCCAUCAGCGUGCGGGCCCCAUUGCAACUGCACCGGCGGCAGUUCCGGCGCUACACAUUGGGCCCGUGCCGAGCCAGUGACAGCCGUCAUGGUGGUCACCCCCUGAUGGCGGCCCUGUCCAUAGGAAACCAUUUAAUCUGUGUUUUCCUAUGGGGAAUGAAGACAGGGAGCCUUCUGCCUACGGACUAGAAGGCGUUUUGGUGGCCUUAACCCAGAAACUGCAACUGUAGGGUUAAAUAGACAGGGGCACUGCACCCAGACCACUUAAAUGAGAUGAAGUAGACUGGGUGCCGAUAGUGUCCCUGAAAAUGUGUAGAGUGUUAAGAUGUCACUCAGCUCUCAAGUCUUAUGAUCUGUUAGGUAAUGUGCACCACCUAAACAGUACACUAGUGUAACAGCCACUGGUGUAUUUAGCCCAAGGCUAACUAGGCAUUUGCCUUGGGCGGCACUAACCAGGGGCGGCAAAAAAUGCCCUUGGUGUUCCAUCUGUCCCUGGGGUCCAGUGGGGCUGCUGGGAGGUGUGCCUCUGUGUUCGAAUCAGAGGUGGCGUGGGAGUUGUGAUCUGCGCUGUUUGCUGAUGCAGCUGGAGCCGGAAUAUGGCAUCAGUAGAUGGCCCGCAAGGGACGAUAGAGUGGAGCAGGGAGAUCACAGCUCCAUCACCGCCUCUGAUUCGAACACAGACGCACGCCUCCCAGCAGCCCCACUGGACCCCGGGGACAGAUCCACGCCAGCCCUCCAGGUAGAGAGGCUGGGUAGGAAAUGUUAAUUAUAAUAAUUUGUGGGUGUGUGUAUGAGUGUAUGUGAGUGCAUGGGUGUGUGUGUGUAUGUGAGUGUUUGUCAAAUCAGUGAAAGUCUGUUUGUCAUUCAGUGUGUGUGUCUGACAAUGAGUGUCUGUCAGUGUUUGUGUGUCUGUCAGUGUGUGUGUGUCUGUGAAUGUGUGUGUGCCAAAUCAGUGAGUUUGUGUCUGUCAGUGAUGUCUGUGUGUAUGUGACUGUCAGUGUGUCAGGGCCGGCCUUUGUGGUGUGCGAGCCGCGCGGCCGCACAUGGCGCCAUGCAACAGGGGCACCGGCAGCCAACACAGCUCACACAUGUUUGGACCCUAGGGCUUCCAUUGCUCUCUCUGGCACUCAGGAGGUUAUUAUGGAGUAGAGCCAUGGGAGAGUAACCAGGCAGAAGCAGCACACAGACAGGGCCAGUGCAAGUAUUUUUGCCGCCCUAGGCAAAAUAAAAAUUUGCCGCCGCCCCCCAUGUGACAUCACAAUGCUCCACCCAUAUGAUCUGCCAUAUGAACUAACACCAGUGCUGCACACAGUGUGUGUUUACAUUAAAAAGCCUGCAGGGACAGGCUAUAGACACCAGAACCACUUCAUUAAGCUGCAGUGGUUCUGGUGACUAUAGUGUCCCUUUAAUGUGAGGUAAAUUAGAGAUUAGUGUCACUAAUAAUAUACUAGAUUGCCUACUUACAAAAGAUGAGGAUUGUGAUGGGUUCUAGCUGCAGUUUGGCUCCACUGGUAUGAUGUAGAACAGGAUCUCUGGAGGCUGUUUGUAACUGUGGUCACAAAAUUCAAUGUUCUGGGAGAACGUAAAGCAGCUCCAUUUUUUUGGGCCCCUUGCACAGCUCAAGGUCUGGGCCCCAGGGCCUGACGGUGAGUAUGCCCAUAAGGCCCACCCAUAAGUCCACCUAUAUGUUCCACCCAUGAGUUCGCUCAGAAGGAGUAGAGUGUGUAGGGGAUGUGUUGUGUGUUAUUGUAGAGGAUCUAAUGUGUGUGCUUAUGGAAUGUAGUGUAUAGGGAUACCAGUUUGUGUAGGUGAUGCAGUGUGUUUGUGUUUAGUGGAAGCAGUGUGUGUUUGUGCAUAAGGGAUGUGUUGUGUGUAAGGGAUGCAUUGUGUGAAUCUGUGUCUGUAUGCAUAAGGGAUGCAAGGUGUGUGUCUAAGUGUGUGUAUUGAGUGUGUGUAAGAAAUGCAUUGUGUUUCUGUGUCUAUGUAAAAGAAACAGUGUGUGUGUGUUUGCAUGUGUGUGUAAGGGAUGCAUUAUGUGUUUCUGUGUAUGUGUGCAAAGGAUGCAUUGUCUUUGUGUGUAAGGGUUGCAUUGUGCGUGUCUGUGUGUAGGCAUGCGCAGGGCCGGCCUUAGGCCUUUAGGCGCCCUGUGCGAAAAAUAUUCACAGCGCCCCUCCAUGGUCACAUGCCCUCGUACAUCUUGUAAAAAGUGCUAAGCCUCUAUUACAUAGGUGUUACGUAUUAACGUGAUUUCUGGGCAUAUCAUGCAUAUACACGUAUAUUAAUACAUUUGUAAAUAUUAUAGGUGUAAUAACACAUAUAAUAAUAAUAAUAAUAAUAAUACACCCAUAUUAAUAUACAUGUAUAUUUAAAUAUUACUCUUAGAAAUCAUGAGCAGAAAAUUAUAUAUAUAUAUGGGCUAGAAGAAUUCCUCCCACGUGUAUAGAUUUGGGAAAAACAAACCUAUGUGAAGGCAUACUCAAGCAUUAGGAGUAAAAACACAUUUCUAACAAGAGUGUCCUGACUCCCUGAAAUUGCCAUGCCAUUAUGUUGUGUGUGGAAUAGGGAUGCAGUGUGUGUAGGGAAAACAGUGUGGUGUGGGAUAGGGAUGUAGCGUGUGUGUGUGUGUGUGUGUAGGUUAGGUAAUGUGUGUGUGUGUAAAGGAGAUGUAGUGUGUAUGUGUGUAGGAAACAGUGUGUGCAUAGGGUAUAUAGUGUGUAUGUGUUUAGGGAACAUAGUGUGUGUGUGUGUAAAGGGGAUGUAAUGUGUAUGUGUGUAGGAAACAGUGUGUGUGUAUAGGGUAUGUAGUGUGUAUGUGUUUAGGGAACAUAGUGUGUGUGUAUAGGGAAUGUAGUGUGUAUGGGUGCAAGUUAUGUAGUGUGUAUAUAUAGGGAGCAUAGUGUGUCUGUACGUUUUGUAGUGUUUGUGAGAUAUCUAGUGUGUAUGUGUGUAGAGAACAAAGUGUGUUUAUAGGGAACGUUCUGUGUGAGUAGAUUAUGUAGUGUGUGAGUAGAUUAUGUGGUGUGCGUGUGUGUGUGGAUUAUAUAGUGCGUAUGUGAGUAGAUUAUGUAGUGCGCGUGUGUGUGUGAGUAGAUUAUGUAGUGCGCGUGUGUGUGUGAGUAGAUUAUGUAGUGUGUGUAUAGGGGAUGUUGUGUGUGAGUAGAUUAUGUAGUGUGUGUAUAGGGGAUGUUGUGUGUGAGUAGAUUAUGUAGUGUGUGUAUAGGGGAUGUUGUGUGUGAGUAGAUUAUGUAGUGUGUGUAUGUGUGUGUGUGUUAUGGAGUGUGUGUAGGUAACACAGUAAGGGUGGGAUAGUGAUGAUUUGUGGGUAGGAGGGGGUGACAUAAGGCUUUAAAUGAGGAGAUGGGAGAGCAAUUUCAGGUUUUGUUUUCUUAAAAUUAAUUAAUGUUGAUUCGCCCCUUCUGCCCCCCUCCCUCUUGCAUACCUUUGGGCAGGGAUGGGGGAAUACUGAUGACCUGGUGGUCCAGCGGUCUCUGCCAGUCCUUGCAGAACAGGAGCCCUCCUCUUGCGAGCUCUGCGUUGAUAGUAUGAGAGCGUUGCCACGGCAACACUCUGAAUGCCAAGCUCGCGAGAGGAGAGCAGAUUUAAAGCGCUCAAUGCUCGCUCCCAUCAUCCAAACAGCGGCCAGUGAGGGAGGUCCUCAAUCUACUCACCAGCCAAUACCAAAGCAGAGCGCACUCUGUAAGGGUCGACCAGCUGGGGCGCAAUCUUUCACCCACCAGAGCGCUCUGAGGUAGGGCAGGACCUGGUUGUGCGAGCUGUGUUGGUUGCCCGGCGCCCCUGUUGGCAUGGCGCCCUGUGCGGCCGCACAGCUCGCACACCCCUAAGGCCGGCCCUGGGCAUGCGUUGUGUGUUUCUGUGUAUGUAUAGGGAUGCAUUGUGUGUGUGUGUGCACGUAGUGUGAAAGAGCUCCCUGUCCUGCCCCCUGUCCUAUUGAGCUCUCACUUCUGUCCCUUACAGCUCUCCCCCUACCCUCCCCUAGCGGUCUCUUCUCACACACCCCCCCCCCACCCUCCCUGUGUUCUUCUCACCUCCCCUUCUCCUCACUCCCUCUCCCUGUGUUCUUCUCACUCCCCCUGUGUUCUUUCCUCACUACCCUGUUCUUCCUCACCACCCCCCUCAUCUCCCUUUCUCCUCACACCUGUGUUCAUCUUACUCCCCCUUCCUCCUUCUUCUUACUCCCACCUCCCCUUCUUCUUACCUCCCUUUUCUUACUCCCCUCCCCUUCUUCUACUCCCACUCCCUCCCCUUCUUCUACUUCCUCCCUGUUUUCUUCUUACCCCCCUCUUCUUCUUACUCCCCCCUCCCCCAGUUUUUCUUACAUCCCCGCCCACUGUGUUCUCCUCACCUCCCCUUUCCUCUAGCGAGUUUCUGUUUCCUGUACCCGGCCGGACUGACAGGAAGUGCACACUAAGUGUGCACUUCCUGUCAGUCCAGCCGGGCACCGCGGACCGGAGAGGAGCUCAGCCAUGCUACAGGGAAGGGGAGGUGAGGAGAGAGGCAGUGCUGCAGCCGCCUGAUGCUCUCUAUAGAGCACUCAGGCGGCUGCAGCCUUAGGGCCGGUAAUGAAGGCGCAGGGCGUCCCCUCCUAUAUGGUGCUCUAGGCGGCUGCCUAGUUUGCCUUAUAGGAAGCGCCGGCCCUGCACACAGAUCAUAACAUUCAUGGCUUCGGUGAACUCCAAGCGCCUGAUUAGAGACAUGCAGUGUAAAAUGGGCUGUGAGUGGCUGCAGAGGUAAGGGUAGGAGUCAGUAAAGGAGCAGACACUCACUUUCCAAUCAGAUCCCCUGUGCCUAUACACCCAGUAAGCAUGUACCUCCAGCCCCCCCUCCUGUCCUUGGCUGCAAGCCACUUGCCAGCAUUUUACAGUACUGGCCUCUUUCAUGGCCUCUGUGUUGCCUGUAGAUUCCCCUCAGAGGAGUGUAAGCACCUCACAGCCUUCCUUCCCCUGCUGCUGUGUGACACCCUGCAGAUCAGCUAAUCCUGUCUGGGAGCUAUUGGCUGCUGCAGGUCAGUACUCUAUGAUCUGAUGUAUCUAUUAACUGUCUGUUAGUGCCCCAUCUCUGCCAGGCUCCAACCAUUACAAUCCUGUAGGAUCUGCUAAACUAAUGUCUCCGUAAACCACACAUUGGAAAUAUGCAUCUGUAAACUGUUGUAUGUCAGUGUCUGUAUGUGUUAUAAGGAGCAACUCUCAGUGUCUGUGUGACAGUGUUUAUGGCAGGGUAUGUGCCAGUGUUUGUUUGUGUGUGUGUGUGUGUGCGUUUGUGUGUGUUUCAGUUAGUGCUUGUGACCGUGAAUGCCUGUGGCAGUGAGUUCUUGGGUCAAUGCGUGUUAGUAUUUGUGCCAAUGUGUGUGUGUGUCAGUGCUUGUGUCAUUGAGUGCUUGAGUCAGUGUGUAUGUAAGUGAGUGAUUGCUCAGAGUGUGUGUCAGUGAGUUCUCGUGUCAAUGUGUGUUAGUGAAUGAUUGUGUCAGUGUGUGGCAGUGAGUGUGUGUUUGUGUGUGUUAGUGAAUGAUUGAUUGUGCCAGUGCUUGUGGCAGUGAGUGUGUGUGUUAGUGAGUGCUUGCUUGGUGUAUGUGUGUCAUUGAGUGCCUGUGUGUUUGUGUCAGUGAGUGCACGUCAGUGUGUUUGUCAUUGACUGUAUGCGUCAUUAUGGGUGUAACUGAGUGCAUCUGACAGUGGUUCUAUGUUUAUGUGUGAUUGUGUGUUUCAGCGAGAGUAUGUGUUGGUGUGCAUACUUUUCUUAAAUAGACCAUUAGCUAUAUAUAGUUUUUUUUCUUACCUUUUUAAUGACAAAUUCAAUUAAAAAAAGGAAGUUUUACUUAAAGGAACACUAUUGUCACCGAGACCACUUCAUCUAAAUGAAGUGGUUUGAGUGCAGAGGCCCUUUUUUGAGAAACUACAAUGUUUAAAUUAAGGUUAAGUCCACCUCUAGUGGCUGUCAGUAUAAGAGCCACUCGAGGUGCUUCUGCUGCACUGACUAAGACUCGCUCACGUGAUGCAGGAGCCCCAUUGGAAAGCGUUGAUUCAAUGCUUUCCUAUGGGAACAUAUAACUGCAUGCACAACACUUGCUUCUCCUGUGUGAGAAGCAUUAAUUUGGAAAUUGGCGCAGUAGGCAAUGUCUUCUCCAUGACAUUGUGGGAGGCGCUGGAAAAAGGUUUAUAAAUCUUUAUUAUUUUCUAAUUUUAAUUGCAAAUGGGAGGGACACAUAUAUAGAGCUAUAAUUAUAUUGCAAUUAUGUUAAAUCAGUAUUUUGAUACAGCUUUAUAAUAUUUUUUUUGUGGGGGGCCAAUAAGGAGGUUUUAAGUGAUGAGCAGUAUUAAUGGGAGGGUGUGGUCAGGAGGCAGUGUGGCCAGAGUAUGGCGCUGUGAAGAUUCUUCGCACAGGGCGCCUACAGGCCCGAGGCCAGCCCUGAGUGUGCAUCUGCCUGUGUGUGUAAGUCAGUGAAUGUGUGUGUGUCAAAUCAAUGAGUCUGUGUCUGUCAGUGACUUCUGUGAGUCUAAAUAGGAAGGGGUGGGUUCUUAAUCAGGAAGAGGUGCAGCCUUGACAGGAAGGGGUGGGGCAAAUUUAGAUUAGGGGGGUGCCCAGGUUUAGUUGUGCCUAGGGCAGCACAAAACCAAAAUACACCACUGGUAACAGCCUAUCAAAUGUGCAUCUGCCAGAACAUUCUGUAUACAUCAUCAUUUAUUUCACCUAACACUGGAUGAAUGAGUUUAUGAAAAAAAUAAAAAUCCUUGCUUGCAGCUCCUAUUUGAUAAAUAAGGCUGAGCCUAAAAUUGUGGGAAGGGUUGCCCGGCCUAUACAUACACAGGCCUCCCCUUCCUCUGGGCUAAUACUUCCUGGUUCAGUCCAAGCCACUUGGCAUUAGCAGGGCCUCGCCUUCCCUUAGUUCAGAUAAUUCUUCGCCAUCCGGCACUUAGCAAGUUGCCAGUUGAUGUAGGGCUACACAGUCAUUGACAAUUCAUCAUAGUAUGUCUCACACAUCUGAAGUAGGAAACAGUGUCACUCACAUGUACUACCACUACAUUUUCCCUCAGCACUGUCCAGCAUACAACUAGCCCGAGUUCUUUGGGAUCUGGGACCUUUCCUAAGUUGCUGCUGAGUGCAGAAGUACAGACAUACCAUUCCAGCUACAGAUUGGAAGCGCGACUGUAUAGCCUCAUUAUUGGUAACUGCAUAACCCCUGACUUGGCGCCAGCACUGUUCCCUCUUAUGGGUUUGUUUCCAUUCCUAGCCAUUGCGCCAGCUUUAGUUUCACAGUCUCUUGCUGGUAUACUAGACUCGAUCUAGAUGCAGUUACCCCCCCACUCCUCUAUGCCUGCGAUCCAGCAUAUCAGAGAGAUUUGGUGCCAUUCCAUGGAAAUUAUGCCUACUCAUAUUGGGAUCUCCGGUCUCUCUGAACUUGGUUCUCUGAACUUGCUGUGUGCAUUUACCACAGGGUUGCUACUUCAUCUCCUACUAAUCAACCUCUCACACAUUUUUCUACUGAAAAUUUGCUGUGACACUUGACACACAUUGCUCAUAAAGACUCGUUCAUAUGGCCGAACUCCCACUGGAACAAGAAAGUCAUUAAUUAUUCCCCCACAAUCUGAUGAUUCCCUUAUUCUCUGGUCAAACACUGUUGCCCACACUGCAUUUGCAGCCAUUUCCGAGGAUUACCAAGUCCAUAACAUAUGUACCUAGUGGCCAGCAGUAAAUCAGAACCUAACCUUGUUAUCAUAACUUCAGUCCCCUUCGCAGUCUACACCAUCAUGACCGCCACGGAUAUAGUCUCGAUAGAGGGGGCAAACUCAAGUCAACAGAAUGUGUAUUCGCUCGGUCCUCCCUGCUAACAAUCACAUAGUUAUUCAGGUAUUGACUAGACUGGCAGCAAUGGCAAUAUUAUCACAUACCAAGCUGUCACAACAUAACAGCCUAUGCCUUUUCUCGCUCUGUUUCGCGUAUUUUACCAUGCGCCCCCAAUAGCUGCCAAAUAUUCUCUCUAAACUCCAACAUUCCAGGGCCUUACUUUGAAUUGACUCCUCUAUGACACCCGGUAGAUUGCUGGCGUAUGCAGCACUCAAUACCAAUGCCUUCCGUUAUAUACUGGAGUUCUGGACAGCUAUUGUACGUUCCCUUCAGCAUAUCAAAUUGUUAAUUCAUACUCAAUAGACCCCACAGUGGCGUUCACAUCCUUUUGCCACCUUAAUCUUAAAAUUAUCUAACAACACCAUUAAACUACUUGGAUACAACCUUCAACAUUUCAAGAUCAUUCUCUUAGUGUUGGCGCUGCUUCUGCAGUGCAGUGGAAUAUCCCAGUACACGUCAUCAAUGACUGGGACGAGGGUAAUCAUCUGCAUACACCAUAAGCAUCCAUCAACCGGAGAGGGAAUUGAGGCAGGCAUUUAAAGUAUAUUUUACUUAAUGUCUCCACAUAUUAAAGUAUUAAACUGUUAAACAUUUUGCCCUCUUUUUACAGGCCUACCUGAACAUCGGUUUCGGGCACACCACAACCGAUUUACAUCACCACUACUAUAACUUGGCUUAUUGUCCCUGACUACAAAUGGAAAGGCAGAGCCGUAGAUGGAGUCUCAAAUUGUGGGAAGGAUUACCCAACCUAUAAAUACACAGGCCUCCCCUUCCUGUGGUCUGAUACUUCCUGGUUCAGCCCACCCACCACUCCCUUUAUGAAGCCAUUCAAUUUUAAUUGGCCCUCUUUUUAUAGGCCUACUUGAACAUCGAUUUUAUGCACACCACAACCAAUUUACACCACCACUACUGUAACUCUGCUUAUUGUCACUGACUACAAUUGGUUGUUAAGAUGCUUUUCUCACAUACAAACACUACUCUGAGAAUUUGAGAUCUAAUUUAACCAUAGCUGAAUAUUCUGACAGUGUGUCUCUUUGUGCAGCUGGAGAGAAAAAUAUAUGUACUGUAAAAAAUCCACUAAGCAUUGAAAGAACUAUUGUUGUUGUAAAUAGUGCAAAAUGCAUUUUUUUAACUUAGUGUUUGUAGCUAUCUCAAAUAUAUCCUAAAAUGUGCAUUUAUGUGAAAAAUAACAUUUUUCCCAAAUACCUACAUUUUCUAACUCACAAUAUAUGCAGAAGUAAUAAAUAAGAAUGGCCUCAUUUUUAGUCAAUAAGCAAGCAUAAUACUAAAAUUUUCCCAAAUUAUUUAACUAAAAUUCAGUAUAUAUCCCAUGUAAGAUGUAGAUACUUAGAUACAGCGUAUAUGCUAUUCAUUCAUAGAAACAUAGAAUGUGACGGCAGAUAAGAACCAUUCGGUCCAUCUAGUCUGCCCAAUUUUCUAAAUACUUUUAUUAGUCCCUGGCCUUAUGUUAUAGCUUAAACUCCUUCACAGUGUUAACCUCUACCAUUUCAGCUGGAAGGCUAUUCCAUGCACCCACUACCCUCUCAGUAAAGUAAUACUUCCUGAUAUUAUUUUUAAAUCUUUGCCCCUCUAAUUUAAGACUAUGUCCUCUUGUUGUGGUAGUUUUUCUUCUUUUAAAUAUAGUCUCCUCCUUUACUGUGUUGAUUCCCUUUAUGCAUUUAAAUAUAUAGCCAAAGCUAUACAUGUUAAGAUCUUUUAACCUUUCCUUGUAAGUUGUAUGCUUUAUAAAAUAUGGGCAGACCUUUCCUUCCUUUGUAAGGUAAUGUGUUUCCUGCACUAUUCAGCUCUUAAUGCAUAUAUAUUUUGCAUGCAGGAAAGAAAAAUUUACUCAUGUUGGGUCGGAUAUCAUUUGGGACAUUUGAUGAGAAGUACUUACCUCUGCCAAACUGUGUUGUUGCACUCCUGAGCAAAAAGGAAAGGUAAUCAAUAUGUAAAUGGACUUGUACUUAGUCAUGAAUUUAAAAUGGAUAUGACAUUUAUUACAUUUCACUAUCAUAGCCACUAAAAGCUAAGAACUAUUAACAAAUAAUGAUGAAAAAAACAUAUAUAGGUGGGCAACAUAUUAUUUAUUAACACAGCGUGUAGAUGUGCAGACAGUGCAACAACUUGUUAACAUUUGCCGGUAGAAGAAGAAAAGAGUUCUGUGACAGGAAGAACAGACGUAGCAUUCUCACUGUUGUCUUGGUAAGAAAGACCCACAAAAAUCUGGCUCUGGGUGGCAAACACCUCCAUUCCAGUAAUAAGGUGAUAUCAAUGACCCUCGUAGUAUUUUUUGUUAUUUAUUACUUUUGUAAUGUGGUAGCUGGCUAGUAAGCAUUUGACCAGCUGCCACAUAUUGAACUCUUGUGCUACCAUGGUUUUUUAAAACGAUUUGCCCGCUGUCUGCUAGUACUGCCAGAUGGAAAAAUAAUUCUUAAAAUUAUAUUUCACUUGCAAAAAAUCCUGCCAGGUGCAUUUGGUUUAUUUUGAGUCGCUAUGCAGUCAUUGAUAAAUCUCCAAUUCCUUGCUGUUAAACUGGAUUGGAUGCAGAUAUUAGUGAUUUACCCAAUGCUUCUGAACAAAUUUUACAGAAUCGGUCAGACAGGCUAAAUCCUGCUCGCAUUUGACUUUAGUAAAUCUGUGAAUCGCCCAUGUGGUCAUAAUUCGGUUAAUUUCACCAGAUUGUGUCCAUUCAGAAAAAAUCUAGUGUUUAGUGAAUAGUACUGUUUAUGCUGCACAUCUCUUUUAAUGUAAUGCAGUAUUAUACUGAAGUACUUAUGCUUCGAUUUAAUAAACUUUCCAAAUGAUCCAAUACUGUUAGAAAAUGGUCAAAUUGUUUAUCUACAAAAAGUCUCAUAGACUUUAAUGGAGACUUCUGUAGAUAAAUAAUUUAGAAAGCUUUUCUAACAGUAUUGAAUUAUUUAGAAACGUGGUUUAAUUGAGGCCUUAAUUAGGCUGUCAUAUUUCUAAUUCUUAAUUUGAAACUAAAUUACUUACUAUGAUACUAUUUAAGCAAUUUGCCAAAACAUGCACAUUAUAUCUGCCGGAAUGAAGAAGAAGUUCUGAAAAUGGCAGUAACACCACCACUAUGUGACGAGGUUGAAACCAUAUGGAUUUUAGGAGGUGUGGAGACCUACAGAGUAAGUACAUAUCAAUAAAAUUCCGAUGAGCGAUAUAUUCAGUUAUAAAAUACUUGUUGAAGGGAAAUUCUUGUUUCAUACAUGUCUCCUUACAUGGUGGUGCACAAUGGAAGAUGGGGACGAUAGAUAUAAUUACCUACAUUAUUAUAAUUGCCUAUAAUUACUCUCAUCAGUUCCACCAUGUUUCUCAUAGUCCUAGUCUUGAGCUACUGCUGAACUGAUGUGCCUGAAGCUGAAUCACUAUUCGAUUUUUAUUUAUUUUUAUUCUUUAUUUUUCGUGCAAGGAUUAAAUACAACUAGGCAAGCAAUGCCACAUUAGCUAUUGCCAGUGUAUUAGUCAACAUAUGGAAACAAUUUUAUGGCACAUCUAAACAUUGCACAUUUCGAUUAUUUUUUUUUCAUUCUUUAUUAAAGAAACACGUGAAGGCAAUUUGACAAAUGGUAUACAUAGGUACAUUAAUGAAGAAUUACAGACAGUAUAGAUACAAUUGCAUACCUUAGUGAUACAUAGAUAGUUUCUACUUUGACUUGUAUAUGAAUUGUGUUGGAUAAUAUUUCCAUCUUUCUUUGAAGAAAAUCUAUUUUUAUAAAAAAAAACUGUAGUAACAGUGUCCCCUUUCUCAGUGUGCUAUUUUAUUAUUAUUAUUUUUUUAGAAAUCUGUAUGAUUAAAUCUAAGUAAGUACUUGUUUUGGGAAAUUCAUCAUUCACCUCUUCACUUAUCUGCUUCUGUCUCUCCCUCUGCCAUUGGGUCUGUUUCCAUGUGGUUAGAAUACUCUAACAAAUAACCUAACCAAGCAACAUACCUUGGUGGCAAAAAAUAGUUAUGGACUGCACAUAGUAAGAACAAAUAAUAAACAAGGAACUAACCAUAUGGGCUAUGAACAAAUAUUACAACAGUUUUAUUUAGAAUACUUAAAUGUUCUGUACUCUCCAACAUUUUUAUUGGGUUGUGUGAAUACUCCUCUGGCAUGUAAGAGGUUAUGAGUAUUUAUUAGUACAGAUACUACACUUCUGGGUGUUAUGGCCACUAUUGGUGCUGGAGGUUUGGACACAUAAUUGCCACUCUAUAUUAAGAGGUUAGAGGCACCCUUGGUACUGUUCAGCUGGAGUUGUGGCAACAUUUUGUACAGUUGGACUGUGCACCUUUUGGCAUCCCUUUUAUAGGCCAGAUGGUUUUUGUUCCUCCACAAUGGCAAAACCAUAAUUUUAAAAUGUAACUUCCUUGUAUUGAUCAGUAUUUUGCCCGUAGACAAUAAAUAAAAACAUUGCUCCUAGAAUGAGUAUCAGAAAGAAAUGUAGGCUUUAUACAUAGUAAUCAUUGAACAUUUGUUUGUUUAAACUAAAGUAUUGUUACUUCAAUAUCAUUUUUCAGACUAUGAUGAAGCAUCCAUGGUGUGAUGAAAUCUAUUUAACAAGGAUUGAGGCUGACUUUGAAUGUGACACAUUUUUCCCUAAGAUAAACCAAGAGGUUUUUUCAUUGAUGGACAAGUAAGUUCUUUACAGCUACAAGUGUAACUAUAAAUGUCAAUCAAUGCAUCUCUAUGAGGAGGUGCUGAUUGGCCAAAACUGUGUUUGGCCCUGCCUCUUGCCGAUUUUAGCCAAUCCAAGGCUUUCCCCAGGGAUACACUAUAUUUGCACUAUAGGGUCAGGAAUACAUGUUUGUGUUCCUGACCCUAUAUAGUGUUCCUUUAAGUAGGCUUAGUGGGGAGCUUAUGGUUAGGCGUGAUGUACGAAAAGGGUUUAGGGUUAACAGGAACUUAAAUUUAGAGAACUACCUGCCUUCAAGGUAUUCUAUACUGUGUCUCCUAUUACUCUAGGUUUUGUCUGUUAAUAUCCAUUGACUAAAAAUAGUAUCCUGGAUAUAAACCUAUUUCUCAGGCAAUCCUAGAAAGCUUAAAGGGACACUCCAGAACCCUAAAUCAUUUUAGCUUGCUGAAGUGAAGUAAAGAGUGUGUACUCUUUUGUCAUAUUACAAAGAUUGUAGAUUUUAAUAGAAAUUGAUCAUAUAACCUGGCUGUCAAUCAGACAACUGGCCCUGUUCCUUCCUGGUUGUUUAGCGCAGUUUAUUUGUGUGUGUGUGUGUAUAUAUAUAUAUAUAUAUAUAUAUAUAUAUAUAUAUAUAUAAUUUAUUUUUUAUAUCAUGCAUUAGAAAAAUAGAAAUUACUUCCAACCCCUGGUGCCACUUAUUAUAUCUGAACAUUUGAUGAACAAUUUUUAAAACAAUGAACACAUACAGGGUAAUGUACUAAAGUGAGUAUUGUUGGGAAUUAAAGUGAUUUUCAAAUUUAAGAGCAAAAAAGAUGAAUAGCCAAACCAGCUAUGCUUCCAGCUUGGCUAUUUUGGUCUACAAUUUCAAAUUCUUUUUGAAGUCCUGGCAAUUCUCGCUUUAGUGAAUAGCUCUGUAAUUAUUUGCUGUUUUUGCUCUUGUUGACAUGACCCCAAAUAGAUUAGUCAAACCAUAUUCUUUGAUUCUGAUACAAAGCUACGAGGAAGUAAAGCCCAUGAUGGCAACACUCAUACAUUAACACAGCAGUAAACUUGAAUUUAAAAGUUACUAUGUCUAAAGUCUAACCGGGUUAUUCACCAUAGUGAAAAUUCAAAAUAAAUCAAUGAGAAUUUCACAUUUUAGGCCAAAGUAGCUAAACUGAAAGCAUAGCUGAGAAUUGUUCCAAUGUGGCUAUUUUGGCCUUAAAUUUUAGAUUCGCCUUGCAUUCUCUCUUUAGUGUAUAACCCUGUAAAACAUUUUUUUUUUAAACAAACAUUUUAUUGAAACCAUGACAAAACUGGCCCAAAGGAAAGCAAUUCCUACGGUACAUGACUAUUCUUGCUCUAUCCCAUUACAGUUACACUUCUCAUUUUAUGAAAAAAAAAAUCCAAUUAAAGUUCAGUUUUUAUAGUGUCAGUGAUUUUUUAUGAGUGUUACAGCAGCACAUUAAUUUUGUAAACAGUUCAGAUCAAUAAGUAAUAACCAUCUCGAAUGCUUACUAGGUGAGGUUUGUAUGUUGGAUCUUUACCCAUUUUAAUUUGGCUGAGGAUAUGUUUGGUUGUUAUGAUUAAUGAGAAUGGAAUAAAUCUGACCUGACAUAUUGAAUUUAAUUAUUUUUUUUUUCUACUUCUGCUUACUUCCUGAAGUUUGCUAAAUUCCCUUUACACUGUAUAGUAGUGUACACAAACCAGAAUAUUGCAUUGCUGAGUUCAAUUCCCAUGUCAGUGUAUUUACCAGCAGGAUAUUAUACAAUACAUAGUAAAUUAAAAAAAAAAAAAAUGUUCUGAUCUAAGAUACCUAAUUAAAGGAACUGUAUAUCACAGCGCCUAAUAACUUUCUAUUUUUAAACAGUGUACUUCAUCUUGACAGGUUUUUUUCCCUCUAUUCAUAUACAAUCAUAAACUUUAUAUUUAUCAAAGUUACUAAAACAACGAUAAAGGAGAGUUGUUGUUUUUUUUUAUAUCUAACAUGUUGCUAAGUAAAGUAAGUGAAAUUACUAGAUUUCGGGAGUUGUGUGAUAAUUUUCUAUAUGAUUAUCAACAUAUUUACACAGAAGUACAAAGGAUUUUGUAUUUUACAAUAUCUAAAUAUAUAUGAUGAGUGAUGUGUUUGUUUGUUUGUUUUUUACUUUGCAGGUAUCCUGGAGUUCCUUCAGAAGUUCAAGAAGAAAAAGGAUUAACUUACGUAUUUCAGGUUUAUAAAAGAAUUGAAAAUAUCAAAUCUUAAUACGAUUUGGAUCAAGGUCUAGAUUUAUCAAGCUGUUACAAGAGCACAUAUGAAUCCAAUAUAUGAAGAAGGAACUGUCACAGAUUUAUUUUUACAUUUCAUUUAGUAUCUGUCCCAGUGGACACACUCUAUUUUUAAAUAACUAAUGGAUGUGUUUAUAAAAUUUUUCUUUGGAAAUAAAGAACCAUUUUAUAUGAGCGGCCAUUUUGAUUGUUUAAUAUUUUCUAUGUGCUUGUGCAUUGUGCACUUCAUUCAUUUAAACUGUAUCCUGUGUGGGUUAUGAGGCCCCAUUGACUCCAUGGUGAUUCAUCUCUUGUGAUGUUACAUGGGAUUUGUACAACUAAUGAUACUACGUGUAAAGUUGCUUGUGAUCCAUCUGUUCCUAUUAUUGUCUUUUCUGGAAUAAUCGCAUUAUAUUCUCACUGCAAUAUUUAAUUUUCAUAUUGUAUUAUUGCAUGCUAUAAAAAUAAUGCCACAUUUAAAAAGACAGAGAAUUAUUUUGUAGUACAUAGGAAAUAAAACACUUUGUGUCUAUUUUCAUAUAUAGUUCC
Molecule: messenger RNA, 43448 nt
Organism: Pelobates cultripes (western spadefoot toad)
Lineage: Eukaryota; Metazoa; Chordata; Amphibia; Anura; Pelobatidae
Source: the annotation of a GenBank genome assembly